Molecule: messenger RNA, 2514 nt
Organism: Owenia fusiformis
Lineage: Eukaryota; Metazoa; Annelida; Polychaeta; Sabellida; Oweniidae
Source: the annotation of a GenBank genome assembly
UAAACUUUAUACAAUCAGCAAAAAUUUCCAAGAUGAAAUUUAUCGGAUUAUGAAUCCUAAAAAUUGUGAAGAGGCUUUAUUCUUUAUGUGCCAUUGGAAAUCGGAUAAUAAAUGGGGCUUUGGAAGUAUAACGCAACAUAUACUGUUCUGUCUGUCUAUGGCGGUGAAAUUAAAGCGUGUUCUUGUGCUCCAAGUUGACACUAUGGCUCCAGAUGAUUGGUUCAAUUAUUUCCAACCCCCUAGUGGAAAAUGCAGCUUGGAUUCCAUCAGUUUUGAUGCAUAUAGAACAUGGCCAAAGGGUGAAAAGGGAAAUACACCUGAAAUAUUUAAUAUAUCAGGUUCAGAGUUUCAUAAGAGUAAAUUAAUAAAGUUGACGCUUCCUCGCUGGAAUUUUACAAAUUUUGAUAAGUUUGUACCAUAUGGUUUACAAGCAUUGGCCCAAGAGGAUAUUGGAAAGCUAAGACAUACACAUAGAUGUCCUGAAAUCUGGAGCCUCGGUCAAUAUGCUAAAUAUUUGUUUAGGCUUCAACCUGAUUUUGAAAAAUCUCUGUCAGUAUUAAAAACCAGAUUGGGAUAUAACACCAACACAAUUGGAAUACAUAUUAGACGUGGGGACAAAAUCAAAAAAGUUCCUUAUACAAGUAUAGAAAAAUAUAUAUCAACAGCGGAGGAAUAUUUCACCAACAAAAAUAGUUCCGGUGGAAGGAGAUCAGUGUACAUCGCCUCUGAUGAAGGGAAAAUAUUCAAAGAAUUAUCUGAAAAAUAUCCAGAUUUUACUUUUGUAUACAAUAACAAUGAAACUAAAUAUAAAAGGAAAAGAACAGAUAUGUUCAAUGAAAUAAUAACUGAUGUAAUUCUCCUUGCUCAAGCGGACUACUUUAUCGGAACAUAUAGUUCUAACAUUGGGCGACUCGUUCACCAACUGCGCCAAGGGAGAUACAUAGAUGGCACAUGUGCGUCACACUCAUUGGAUAUGGAAUAUUUUUAUGUUGCUUGCUGUGGAAUUAAAAUGUUGAAUAUGCCGUCUAAUUGUCAAAUCCAAGAUGCAAGUAAACUUCAGAGAGUUAUAUAAGGGGGAGGUGGGAUUAAAACAGUAACGUGAUCUCCUUAAUGCGUUAUUAACACACCAAAGCCCUAUACCUGAUUUUACAGGUAUAAUGUCAUUUUUACUGUCAUGAUGUCAUUCUUACUGUUAUGAUGUCAUUCUUAUAGUUUCAGGGCAGAAAUAGAAUGAACUAACUAACUGCUAAUUUUCAAAUCUUAAUUCCAAUUUUGUCCAGAAACAUUGAUCUUAAGUAUGACAUCAAAAAUCCAGCCAUUAUCACUGGUGGAUCCAGGGGGGGCCCAAUUUUUGCUUUUAGGGGUCCAAAACUUUUCUACACACAAGCGCAGAUAUUUUUUUCCCCGACUUGAAAUGUGGGCCCCCUUGUUAGCUUCUGGAUCCGCCAGUGAUUAUAUACCUUUAAGUUUUCUUAGUUCACCAAAAAGGAUCAGAAUACAUUAAUUGGAAAGGGAUGGGUGUAGUACAUGGGAGACCGCACUAUGGUACUGUACCUGGACCUUAUUUUUGUAUGUUAAAAUUUUCAACAAUAUCAUUAAUUUUCAUAGAAAAAUAUCCUACAUUUAUUGUGAUGAAUAUUCAGUGUACAUUUAUAAUUUACAUGCGAUGUGCUAAUUUGUCUUCUGACAAUGAUUCAAAUCAAUAAAACUAUUGAUAAAUUUAAAAGACUGCUGGAUGAAACAUUCACUAUAUUAGCCGACUAUCAAAAUACUUUUAAAAAGUCUUCCAAUUUACCAAAUGUUGAUAUAGACUUCAAGGAAGCACAUAUUUAUGGUCUGGGUGUCUAUGAUUAUACUGGUCCAAUCUGAAAUCUAAUGAAGUAGAACUUAUAGUGUUUAUUUACUCCAUCAUGUUGCUGUUUGUUGCCUUAUUGAGAUCAGUCACUUUCUCAUAUUUCUCAUGAAUUUGUGGAAAAUAAUCUGACAGUCAUUUUCUCACGUUGAUUCAUGAGGAUUCACAGUAAAUAAUUAAGUCACCAUUUCUUGCUAUUUUUGCUACUUUCUUGUGACUGGCAUGUAACAUCUGUAAUAAUUGAUACACUUUUCCAGGUGGUUAUGUUUUGUCAUGUUACUUCAUCUUGCCAAAUCACCUUGUAAUUAUGCAGUGCAUAUGGUAUUCCUCACAGUCCUUUUCCCAAGACAUCUUUCUUGGAAAUUUGCAGUACAUUAUCCAAACAGUCACCUUUCAAGACCUGUCCCAUGAGAAUUUGCAGUCACUUUCACAUAUUUAACCAUUGAAAUUCACAGUACAUUCUUUGAGGCAGACAUUUUCUCAUGCAAAGCAGACUUCACAGAAUAUAAUCCAUAUGCUAGUACUUUAGUGCACACUUGCAGAGCUUUGUAUCCGAUGUAUAAGUAGUAAGGGGUCACCAGUUGCUAAAAUUGCCAAAUCCUGAAGCCAUUGUCUUUUUCUUCUUUUUGCUUGGUUCAUCUCCGAGUUCUAAAGAUGGCGCC